Molecule: messenger RNA, 1606 nt
Organism: Hydractinia symbiolongicarpus
Lineage: Eukaryota; Metazoa; Cnidaria; Hydrozoa; Anthoathecata; Hydractiniidae
Product: thymidine kinase 2, mitochondrial-like
Exons: 1
Coding region: 99-746 (215 amino acids)
Biological process (GO): nucleobase-containing compound metabolic process
Cellular component (GO): mitochondrion; cytoplasm
Molecular function (GO): ATP binding; deoxynucleoside kinase activity
Source: RefSeq, a predicted model, not a curated record
UUUGCAUUCAUAUUCUCGUUUAGAUAGUAAAAUUAAUAAAAACAAAAACCACGCUAAAACGAACAGCUAUAUUUUUAAGUCUGAUCAAGGGAAAGGUCAUGUUAUUGAAUCAAAUUCAAAAUAGAGCUGGGAGAAAAGUUAUCUGCAUUGAAGGUAACAUUGGAAGUGGGAAAACAACUUUGAUUAAUCGUUUAAAGAACUAUACAUCGGUAGAAGGUCUGGAGGAGCCUGUUAAUAAAUGGCGUGCAAUUGGUGAUACAAACCUCUUUGAGCUUAUGAGUAAGGACCCUGCACGGUGGAGUUACACCUUUCAAAACUAUGUUCUCCUCACCAUGUGGCAAAAUCACCAAAAGGAAAGCAAUAAGGAUUUCUUGAUCAUUGAACGCUCAGUAUACAGUGCGAUCUAUUGUUUUGUUGAGAACUUGCAUCGAGAUGGAAAUUUUGCUAAUGUAGAGUAUAACGUAAUCCAUGAGUGGUUUGAGUGGAUGACUAGUAUUGAUAAACCAAGAGUUGAUUUAUUUAUUUAUUUGCAGACACGUCCUGAGAAAUGUUUGGAGAGAGUACAGGAAAGGGGACGAAAAGAAGACAGAGAUCUUAGUCUGGAUUUUCUACGGACAGUUCAUGAACGACACGAAGAUUGGUUGAUCGAGGAAAAGAAAUAUAAAGUGCCGGCACCCGUACUUAUUGUCGAUGCGAAUCAAAAGGAUUUCCCCUUAGAUAUCAUUAAAGAUCAUUUAUCUUUUUAAAAUUAAUUUAGAGAAUUAGUGAAUCGAUGUGCUUUGAAGUUACUCUGGUACAGAUUUGUAACAUUCACAUAAUACAUUCGCACUGGAAUAAUUUUUAACAGGAAUGUACAGUGGAACCUCUAUUAACGGUCAAGUCCAUGCAUUGGUCACUUCUUGAUAAGCGGCUAGAAAAGAAAAUCCCUGCCAAAUUCAUUGUCAAACCCUUAUAAAAAACCCUCCAUACAUGAUUGUAGAUUGUACUGGUAAGAUACAUUCAUUCAAAUCUGUGUUUAUUUUGAUCAAGAAUCAUUCUUUGAGCCCCUUCCACCUCUCCCGACCAGACGUUUUAAUAAAUAAAGGAUAUUCAUAUAAAACCUCCAUACAUCAGUCGCCUCUAAUGCAACGGCCACUAAGCUGGGUCCCCCAAAGUGGCCGCUAUUAGGGGUUCCACUGUAUCUAUCAUUUUCUAUUAUCUAAAUAGCAUUGAUCAAAAUUUUCGUCACACACACACACCAACAACACAUACACACACCAACAACACAUACACACACCAAUAACACAUACACACCAACAACACAACAACAACACACCAACAACACAUACACACGAACAACACACGAACAACACAUACACACGAACAACACACGAACAACACAUACACACGAACAUACACACGAACAUACACACGAUCAACACACAUACACGCCACACAUACUGCAUACACUCAAAAAUUUCUUUAAAUUAAUAAUAUAAAAAAUAAAUAUAUAUAGAAAAGGAUUUCUUGUUUUAAUUGUGUAAUUAUUUUUUAGAGUUUUUUUACACGUUUUUUACACGUUUUAUUAAUUCUUUAGGGAGAUAUUAGAUGCUAGGAACAUUAAUAA